ACCUCUCUCUCACCUACCUACCCACCCACCCUCCCACUCAUGCUUGCAUAAUCUUCAAUUGUAUAAAACCACCCUCUCAAUCCAUCAUUUAUUUGUCUCCAUUAUUGGCUCAGUGCAUCAAAGUUAGAAGCAAACCCACCCUUUUCAUCCAAUCCAAUUUUGUUGAUAAAUGGAAAGCCAUCCCCCAUCAUCAAAGGCUUCUGAAGUAGAUGCUCCCCUUCAAUCAAUUGGCUUUGAGAUUCAAGACUUGUCUCCACAAAGGGUAUCUGGCCAUCUAACUAUUACCCAAAAAUGCUGCCAGCCAUUCAAGGUGUUACAUGGAGGGGUAUCAGCAUUGGUGGCAGAGUCUCUGGCAAGCAUAGGAGCACACAUGGCUAGUGGAUACCAAAGAGUGGCUGGGAUUCAACUCAGCAUCAACCAUUUGAAGAGUGCUGUGCUUGGUGACUUGGUCUAUGCUGAAGGCACCCCUUUAAAUGUUGGCAAAACCAUUCAGGUAUGGGAAGUGAGAUUAUGGAAGCUUGAUCCUUCAAACAAACAAAAGAAAACUCUGAUAUCAUCAUCAAGGGUUACUCUACUGUGCAACAUGCCUGUCCCAGAUAAUGCAAAAGACGCUGGAGACAAACUCAGGAAGCAUGCAAGGCUAUGAAUGAAGUCGUUUAAUUUACAUAUGCAUUAGAAAAGGAUUGUUGGGUGGUAUAAAAAGCAACACUAAUGCUUCAAAAUGUACACAAUGGUCAUAAUUUGUUGCUUAAAUGGAAAGACAACUUCUUGUAAUUAUAAAUGGAUCGAGAUAAGAUAUAUACAUUGAAGAAGAAAAAGCCAACACCAGCCAAAUUCCAAUACAUUACAUAUGGCAUCUAUAUUUUGUUUUUCUUGUACAUAACCUAUACUUUGCUUAACUAGAUCCAUUAAGCUUUGAAUGA
Messenger RNA from Glycine soja, 923 nucleotides. Its product is annotated as 1,4-dihydroxy-2-naphthoyl-CoA thioesterase 1-like. The transcript has 3 exons. Gene Ontology annotation, cellular component: peroxisome. The record is from RefSeq and is a predicted model, not a curated record. NCBI's taxonomy places the organism in Eukaryota, Viridiplantae, Streptophyta, Magnoliopsida, Fabales, Fabaceae. Gene Ontology annotation, biological process: phylloquinone biosynthetic process. Gene Ontology annotation, molecular function: 1,4-dihydroxy-2-naphthoyl-CoA thioesterase activity. The coding region runs from base 170 to 646 and encodes 158 amino acids.